CUACAUUUCUUUGGUGAAAAUAACCCAAAUCAGUAUUUAUUUAGUCUGUAGGAAAGUUAGAGUUCAAAAACUAUGGGAUAUAUCUGAAAAUUGACCAAUCCUUAAGUACUGAUGGCCCAUCUAAUUUCUUGAAGCCCAAAAAUGUCAGAACAGUACAGAUAUCCCCCAAAUGACCCCUUUUUGCAAAGUAGACAGUCCAACGUAUUUCAUCAGAGGCAUGGCAAGUUUUUGAAGUUGCAAUUUUGUCAUAAUUUUUCGGAAAAAUUAUUUGUUUAACUUUUUUUUAUUAUUAU
Molecule: messenger RNA, 293 nt
Organism: Staurois parvus
Lineage: Eukaryota; Metazoa; Chordata; Amphibia; Anura; Ranidae
Source: the annotation of a GenBank genome assembly